Messenger RNA from Papilio polytes (common Mormon), 1575 nucleotides. Its product is annotated as DNA repair protein XRCC3-like. The record is from RefSeq and is a predicted model, not a curated record. The transcript has a single exon. Gene Ontology annotation, biological process: resolution of mitotic recombination intermediates; telomere maintenance via recombination; t-circle formation. The coding region runs from base 316 to 1248 and encodes 310 amino acids. Gene Ontology annotation, cellular component: Rad51C-XRCC3 complex; replication fork. Gene Ontology annotation, molecular function: four-way junction DNA binding; ATP-dependent DNA damage sensor activity; ATP binding. NCBI's taxonomy places the organism in Eukaryota, Metazoa, Arthropoda, Insecta, Lepidoptera, Papilionidae.
GAUAUACCAAAAAGACAUUACAAUUUAAAUUACUUCAUAUUUUCAAGAUUAUUAGUCAUAUAAUAUAAAAAUAAACACGUAAAAUAAAAACUUAAGUGAUGUCUUAUAACGUUUUAGAUGCACUGUCCCGUAACUUAUUCUUUGACUCUUUCUCUUUGUUUAAAUACUUGACAUUGACAUUAUCAUUCAAAAUUUGAAUUUGAGAUGGUGUUUGAUACAAAUAAAUGCUAGCUAAAAAAGUACAUAGAGUUACAAAUAGGAGUGAAAAAAGUAAAGCAUCUAGCUUUUACGGAAUCUGAGUAAAUUUGAAAUGAAAUGGAUAUCUUACAGAGCUUUCUUCCUCUUAGAAUGAUCGAAAAAAUUGAAAAGGCGGGAAUAGGUACACCUCUUAAGUUACUGACGCUUUCAGUUUUAGAUUUAAAGAAACUCACAAACUUAACAGCAGAUGAUAUUGCCUAUUUAAAAGACGCCAUAUCUAAUUACUGUAAACCACCUUGUAUUACAUGUGAUAAGUUAAUGAAACUCCCAAAAUUUAAUAAGAUACCAACUGGUUGUAAAAAUAUUGAUAGUUUAUUACACGGUGGUUUUGCUGCUGGUACUAUAACAGAACUGUAUGGUGAAAGUGGAUCAGGUAAAACUCAAAUAGGAAUAACAACAGCAUUAAACAGUUGGCCUAAUAAAAGUGUAUACAUUUGCACUGAAGAUAUAUUUCCUGUUAAGAGAUUGAAACAAAUGGCAGAUUCUCUUUCUGCUGUUAAUGACCAUUGUAAACAUAUAUUUGUAGAGCAUCUUACUGAGCCACAUGAAUUGUGUUCCUGUAUUAAAGUCAGAUUGCCUAGACUUUUAGAACAAAAUGAAGUGUCUACACUUAUAAUUGACUCUAUUGCUGCACCUUUUAGAUGUGAGAGUACAAAUUAUAUGAAGAGAGCGGAAGAUUUGAGAGAAAUAGCUAUUAUGUUACUAACUAUGGCUCAAAAAUAUAACUUUGCUAUUAUUUGCAUUAACCAAGUGACUGCAUCAUUUGAAGGAGCUUUGAAUGUUUUACCAUCUCUUGGAUUGGCUUGGUCUAACUUGGUAACAUACAGAUUGUGGUUGCAAAAACAAUCAGAUACAAGCAAUAGUACUUUAUUUCAAAAAGGUGUACAGAGUAAUAACACUGUCAGAGAACUCAGUGUAGUCUUUGCACCAGAUUUACCAAACUCAUCUACACAUUUUAUAAUAACUUCAGAAGGAUUGAAAAGUAUAUAAUGUAGGAAUGCUUUAAAAAUAAUGUUAUUUAAGAUCCAAUAUUUUUAGGUAGAUAGGAAAAUUAAAAAUUUUAUGUAAAAAUUAAAAUUAUAAAUAGACCUGAUAUUGACUAUUAUUUGCUUUUACUAGAUUUUAAAGAAAAUGUUUUGUAAUACUAUAUAAUGAAAUACCCUAGUACCCAUUGAAUGUUGAAUGAAAUUACUUCAGAAUGACAUAAAUGUCACUAUGUAAUCUAUUAUAUAGUUGUGACAACCAUUUCAGUUAAUUUUCUUAAAGUGGCUAUGCUACCCUUCCACGUCUGUAGUAAAAUAUCUUUACGAAAUACAA